AUGGCCCUUCUAACAUUUUUCUUAUCCCCAUGGAUAGUCUGUACAAUUCCAGUAUGGUUCAUCCUUUACUACACAAUUCCAUACUUCACGACCUACAAAUCCCUGUCUCAAAUCCCAGGUCCAUUCUGGGCCAGAUUUAGCAAUAUCUGGGUUGGACUUAGCGCACGCCGAGGAAAGAAAUUCGCAGCCGUUGACACCGCACACCGGACAUAUGGCAAGGUCGUACGUAUUGGGUUCAACCAUGUUUCCAUUGCGGACGAACGGGCGCUGAAUGUCGUCUAUGGGCAUGGGAAUGGAUUUCUGAAGGACCACUACUAUGAAGCGUUCAUCGCGCGCACCCCAGGUAUGUUCAACGUCCGCGAUCGCGCAGAACAUACGCGCAAACGCAAAAUUAUCUCGCAUGCUUUUUCACCCAAAUCCGUUGCUGCUUUUGAACCUCACAUGGCCGCCAAUCUGCAGCGAUGGGUGAACCAGCUCGACCGCAUCGCAGCAACCUCAAGUCCACAGCCUCAGCUUGGGGGCACGGGCAACAGCAGGAAUUUCGGCCACUUCAAUGCCAUGCCUUGGUUUAGUUAUCUCGCCUUCGACAUCAUCGGCGACUUGGCAUUUGGAUCUCCUUUCGGAAUGGUAAAUAAAGGCAAAGACGAGACCGAAGUCCAAUUGAUACCCGGCGGCCCACUUUCAACCGCACCUGCCGUUGAUGUACUAAACCGUCGAGGAGAAGUGUCUUCUACAUUAGGUCUUCUCCCGGCCCUACGCCCCUAUGCACGAUACCUGCCAGACCCGUUCUUCUCCAAGGGCGUCGCAGCAGUUGAAAAUCUAACUGGAAUUGCCGUUGCGGCCGUUUCCUCUCGGAUAGAUGCAGCAGAGAAGGGAGUUGUGGAUACACGGAACGAUAUCCUGUCUCGCUUGCUGCAGGCAAAGGACAGCAACGGGCGUCCGAUGGGCCGGACGGAGCUUACAUCGGAAGCUUUGACACAGCUGAUUGCUGGUUCGGACACGAUAUCGAACACAGCCUGUGCAGUGUUCUAUUGGAUCCUGCACGGCGAGCGCUGUGCACCGGGGAGUAUCCUUCCUCGACUGCGAGAGGAGCUUGAUUCCACUAUUGGCGAAAGAGAGACAGAAAUUGCGUCGUACAGCCAGGUGAAAGACCUGCCAUUCUUGCGCCGCUGUAUUGAUGAGGGAAUGCGGUUGCACUCUACUUCUGCUAUUGGACUUCCUCGGCUCGUCACUGAUAACGGGUCUGGAGUGGAGUUUGAUGGACAUUACUUUCCACCGGGAACAGUUCUUUCGGUUCCCUCAUACACGAUUCAUCACAUGGCUGAAAUUUGGGGAGAUGAUGUGGAAGAGUUCAAGCCGGAUCGCUGGUUAGAUCUGACAGCCAGACAAAAGAUCGCGUUUAACCCGUUCUCUUAUGGACCCCGUGCGUGUGUUGGGCAGAAUGUUGCAAUUAUGGAGUUGCAGUUGAUCAUUGGAACAUUGUUCCAUCGGUAUGAGUUUGCUCUGUACCAAGAGAAGAUGGAGUCUCACGAAGGAUUUUCGAAGAAACCAAAGGAAUGUUUUGCUGGUAUUAGAUUGAGAGAUCAGGAAUAG
This is a messenger RNA of Penicillium verhagenii, 1593 nucleotides long. RefSeq names its product cytochrome P450. Bases 1 to 1593 code for a protein of 530 amino acids. NCBI's taxonomy places the organism in Eukaryota, Fungi, Ascomycota, Eurotiomycetes, Eurotiales, Aspergillaceae. The record is from RefSeq and is a predicted model, not a curated record. Gene Ontology annotation, molecular function: monooxygenase activity; iron ion binding; heme binding. The transcript has 2 exons.